Oncorhynchus keta (chum salmon) is the source of this 1869-nucleotide messenger RNA. Its product is annotated as prominin-1-A-like. Gene Ontology annotation, molecular function: cholesterol binding. Gene Ontology annotation, cellular component: prominosome; apical plasma membrane; cilium. The record is from RefSeq and is a predicted model, not a curated record. The transcript has 13 exons. Lineage: Eukaryota; Metazoa; Chordata; Actinopteri; Salmoniformes; Salmonidae. The coding region runs from base 65 to 994 and encodes 309 amino acids.
UGAGAAGCUGUUCUGUGAACCGCUUGCUAACAGACAACUGUUCAAGAUCAUAGACACACCCUACAUGGUCCAUCCUGCCAAGAAGAACUUCCUGCCUGGCAUGCUGUUCCAGAACCCUAACAUCGACCUGACUGUAGGAAGCAUGUACCGAGACUGCCAUGAUAACAACGGGCUGUACCAUGCUCUGCAGCUGGAGACGAUGUUCAACAUCAACACCUUCCUCAAAACAACCGUGUUUAACAAGGACCUGGUGAAGGUGUUUGACAGCGUGAGCAUCGACCUCCAGAACAUUGUGUUAUUGGAGCAGGAUGGACGAGAUAACCUGCUAACCUUCUCUAACGCUGGGAUAGGAGAUAUUAACUAUGCUGCUUACCUAGCAGAGGUGAAUAAAGGUGUAACUCUGGUGGAUCUGCUGUCGUUUUCCAACGAGCUGGAGGCCCAGGCAGACCUUCUGCCGCGGGGAGCUCUAGAGAAUGCUUUGAAGGGUCAUGCCAGCAGCAUACGACAGAUCCACAAAGAACAGGUCGUCCCUAUGGAGCAGGCCAUGAAAUUUGUCCGAGCGCGGAGCACCCUCAGCCAGAGCAUCCGGCUACUGCAGAGGACAGCUGAGGAACUACCUGUGAAGGUGACUAACGUCCUUAGUGCCAUCGACGAAGCAGAGUACCUCAUCACACACAACGCUUCACGCGUGGUUAAACAGGAGAGAGAUGUCUACAUGCAGAGCCUGGUUGGAUACUUCAGACAGUACACAGACUGGGUCAAAAACUCUCUGACAGGGGAGGUGUCUCAGUGUAAGCCCAUCACUAACCUCAUUGACUCCAUGGAGAUCGUUGCCUGCAGCUUCAUAGUCGACUCAGUGAACACGUUCUGGUUCGGUUUGGGUGGUUGCUGUGUGUUCCUGGUUCCCAGCAUCAUCCUGUCAGUCAAACUGGCCAAGUACUACAGGAGGAUGGAUACGGAGGAUGUGUUUGAAGAGGGCCAAGAAAACUGGUAGAGAAACAAAGGUGGGAAAGAGAACAAAACAACAACAACCCAAGAAGACAGAACUCUGCUGAUCUCCGCCCCACAACAACCUGAUUGGAUAAGGACCUUAGCUGCCAGCCAAUUACAGUAGCCCGAAUGAUGCCCUGUACGUUCCAUCGCCCAAUCACAUCACUAGUUCUGUCUGACGUCACCGUAGUUUCUGAACAUUACACCUGUGUGAACGUGUUGGUGGAUAAUUUCUAUAUAGUUGAUUUGAUAUAUCAGAGUUAUUAUAGACAAGUGUUCUGUUUGUUUCUACUCAGCUGGAACCACUGACUCGUCUCAACGACUUGUACAUUUUAUACGCUUUCAACACCUUUGAAAGUUUUAUAUAUUUUUAAUAUAAUAUGUUAGCAUGUUAGCGGACGCUAGCUACCAAACCAUGUUAGCAUGUUAGCAGACACUAGAUAGAAAACCAUGUUAGCAUGUUAGCAGACACUGGCUACCAAACCAUGUUAGCAUGUUAGCAGACACUAGAUAGAAAACCAUGUUAGCAUGUUAGCAGACACUGGCUACCAAACCAUGUUAGCAUGUUAGCAGACACUAGAUACGAAACCAUGUUAGCAUGUUAGCAGACACUGGCUACCAAACCAUGUUAGCAUGUUAGCAGACACUAGAUACAAAACCAUGUUAGCAUGUUAGCAGACACUAGAUACAAAACCAUGUUAGCAUGUUAGCUAGCGGACGCUAGCUGCUUGUUGUUUGACAGCUUGUAACCAUCGCAUUGACUUUGAUGUCAUAUCUGUGAUGUCAUAUCGGUGAUGUCAGGACUGUGAUGUCACGACUGAUGUCACUUCAGGCUCUGAAUCUGUGAAUAAAGAUGUCAGUUCGCUGAGUUACACCGUC